Molecule: messenger RNA, 450 nt
Organism: Melampsora larici-populina 98AG31
Lineage: Eukaryota; Fungi; Basidiomycota; Pucciniomycetes; Pucciniales; Melampsoraceae
Exons: 4
Coding region: 1-450 (149 amino acids)
Source: RefSeq, a predicted model, not a curated record
AUGUUAGUCUUGAGUCCUGUGAUCUUAGCGGAUCAUGUUCCAGGUCACGUGGUAAUGUUUUUCGAAAUGCACGGUGACAAAGUUCAUGUGGUACCUCAAAAUAUGGGAGCUGAAAAACAUGAGAACAAAAAAGAAUCACACUCAAAACGAUCACAGAAAGAAGAAAUCUCAGAGCAAGAUCCGUAUACAACAGCCCAAUCAAAAUCAGAUAGUCUAAGCACAAUAUUAAAAAGUGCAUUAGGGUCAAUUCCAUCUGUUGACAAUCAAGAUGAUGAUGAUGACGAUGGCAAAGUUGAAAAUCAUAUACCAGGAUACAAAAAUAAUCCAGUUACUACACCACUUAGUGAAAGUAUAACGGAUGAAUGGACAAAAUUAAUUGGUGAUUGUGAUCAUAAUUCUUCACUUGAUCCAACCGCAACUUCAGCUUGUCAUCAACGUAAAAAGAAAUGA